Nakaseomyces glabratus is the source of this 1323-nucleotide messenger RNA. RefSeq names its product Pet494p (gene PET494). NCBI's taxonomy places the organism in Eukaryota, Fungi, Ascomycota, Saccharomycetes, Saccharomycetales, Saccharomycetaceae. The record is from RefSeq and is a predicted model, not a curated record.
AUGAAGAAGUAUAAUAUCUGCAAGUUUUGGACGCGGUUCUACUCGAGUCCGCAGUUCUUCAAUGCCCGAGUGCGUGCGGGAGGGCUGCUAAACGAGAGUCAGCCUCGAGGGAACCUAUGGAGCUUCUUUCGGACCCCCGGGAACAUAACGUUUGUUACCACCAAUAUAGUUACCUUUGUCGGGAUAGUUACGUAUGACACAUUUGUCUCAGCUAAUGAGGAGCGAAUAUUUGAGGAGCGGUUGGCAGUUGCCCGCUUGAGUGUUGAGAAGAGCGGGAGAGAAGGUAUAAUACUGGAAGACACAGUGCCGAUGCUGCCCCAGCGGAGGCCCAGCGGGGAGGAAUACAUGGACAAGCAAGCACAGGACAAAGAGCUGGCGAAGCUGGACGACCAGAUCGAAAUACUGCGGAAAGAGCUCGAGGAGAGGAAGAAGCUUGACUUGCAACUGAGGCAGAUGGAGGCCAAUAUCAAGGAAGAGGCUGUGGAUAGCCCAUUGCAGACAUACACGGCGAGCGAGGUGACGCUGCGGGACAAAGGCAAGGUCAAGAACCUGGUGUCGCAGCGGGUGAAGAUGUCGCUGUUCCAGAUGGUGUAUUCAUUUUACUCCUACAAGUCAGCGCUGCUGUCUCAGAACAAGGAUAUAGAGCCUGAGAUGGACGAGUUUUACCACUUUUGGAGCGAGAAGUACGGGCAAGUGAACUGCGACAUGGAGAAGGUCAAGGAGUUCAAGCUGCCGGACUGGCAGAAGUACCCCAACCUGAUGAAGAAGUUCUGCUACCAGCUCUACGACCGGGAGAUCCGCCGGCUCUCGGACUUCGAACAUAUAUACUACUCUGCGGACUCGCGAGAGCUCAAGCAGUUGCUGCGCCUGUGGCUCUAUGACAACUGGUACCUCCUGAAGCCCACCUUGCGGUCAGACGAGGUGCUGCAGAGGCGCGACGGCAGGUUCUUCAAGGACCUGGUGAGGGACUCGCGCGGCGACCACGCCUUGUUCAGCAAGUACAUGUCUAUUGUGACCCAGGACAAUCCGCGCAGCGUGCUGUUCUUCCAGCAGGACAAGUUCAACCUGCCGAGCAUCUCCCUGGCCACAUACGUCUCCUUACUGGAGACCAGCGAGCGCACACACCACAACCUGACCACGGUGCGGCUCAUACAGCUCCUCAAGACCAACUGCUACCUGGACAAGAACCAGCACGUCCGCAUCCUCCUCGCACCGCCAGACGGACUACAGACGCCGCAGAUGGCCAAGAGCAGAAGGAUAUGCUACAGAUACCUCAGCAAGGACCGCAGGCUCACAGCACUGCUGGACACCAUCAGCAAGUAG